UUACAUCACAAACAGAUGAGUCAGCAGAGGGACGGGCUCACACCCUUGAGUCACUCCAGGAGCAGACAAACAAACACAACCGACCAAACUCUCAUCUGACAGUUACGGAAGUGUCAACAAACCUAAACUCUGGUCGGAAUAAAAUAACAAAUUCAACUUUAUUCCACGAAGAAACAGCUUAACUAUCAGUACGAGGAGGAGGUGAAGUGAGUUACUGUCGGGACUGGACGGUAUGACUGCGGACAGAGAGGAACAGGAAGACGAACUGCUCGCUCUCCACAGUAUCUUUGAUUCCGAUGAAUUCUUCCGGGAUGAGUCGAAGUUUUCCGGAGAAAUCCGAGUGUCAGUCGAGCUGCCUUCGGACUUUACUGUGGUUUUAAACGAAGGCGAAACGCUGAGGCAGUAUGAGAUAUCAUUCCUCCCUCCUCUGUGCCUGACCUUUGAACUGCCUGAGGACUACCCAUCCUCCUCCCCCCCCUCUUUCUCCCUCACCUGCAGCUGGCUGACACACAAACAGAUCCCUUCAUUAACUGCUCAGCUCAUCGAUCUCUAUCAGGCCACUGGGGGCGCUGUGGUGCUCUUCACCUGGAUACAGUUUCUUAAAGAGGAUGCACUCAAGUUCCUGGACGUCCACUCUCUGCUGGAGCUUCCAUCACACGAGCAAAGCAUCGCACAGGACCUCUCUGCAACAUCCUCCAGAGCUGAGCAUCCAACAGGGAACUUUGCUGAAAGUCAAAAUCCUUCAACAUUAGACGAGAGCAGCAGAGAUUCUCAGGUAGCUGAGGAAUCAGGACAGAAUAACUCAACAUCACAGCACAGCAAAGUCAGGCAGACUGAUCUAAACUCAGACUCUAAUGAGGAGCCUCUGAUCCAAAACACUUUAACUGAUUCUGAUAAAGAUUCCUCUGAUGACAGGGAGGCUGACCAGACAUCUGAAAACUCAGAAUUUAAGUCGGUCUCAGAGCAUCUUCCAUUUGCUCAGUCUGAUCAAAGUAAUCAGGAAGACAUCUUUAAUGGGGAUUCUUCAGCCUCAUCAUUUCCCUCUUCUAGCUCUCCACACCCACUGGAUCAAACUGGACAAACCCCCUCUGGUCUCUCCCUGACUCCAUCACAAGCCCUCCUGUCCCAGCUCUUGAUCUACAACGCCACCCAGAAACAGAAAGAGUUUUCCACCACCGUCUUUGACUGUGACAUAUGUUUCGUCGGCUGGCUCGGUUCAGAGUGUGUUCAGCUGCUCGAGUGUGACCACAUCUUCUGCCGGGGCUGUCUCGGCGAGUUCUGCAAGCUCCAGAUAACGGAGGGGAACGUCGAGGGUGUCACCUGUCCUAAUGCAGACUGUCCUGCAACCCCUACACCUGCACAGGUGAAGAGUUUGGUCGGGGAGGAGCUGUUCAGCCGCUACGAUCGUCUCCUGCUACAGAAGACUCUGGACUCCAUGUCUGAUGUGGCGUACUGUCCUCGGCGUACCUGUGCAGCAGCCGUCAUUCUGGAUAAGUCCAGCAGGGCGGCGAUGUGCUCAGUUUGCGGCUUUGCCUUCUGUGUCGCCUGCAAAAAGACCUACCAUGGAACAAAGGACUGUCAGGAUCAGAGGAACACAAAGAAAGAGAUAAAAGAAGAACCCUCGCACCUUAAAGCAGCCCUGCCACAGACACAAGAGGGGAUCAAGGCCUUGUGGGACGACUAUCAAAGGGGCAGUAAGGAGAGGAAGCGGCUCCUGGAGAGCAGGUACGGCCGCCGUGAUUUGCUUGACACUGUGGCUGAAUGUCUGAGUGAGGACUGGAUCACUUUCAACAGCAAACACUGUCCACACUGCUUCUGCAGGAUAGAGAAAAACGGUGGUUGUAACAUGAUGCUUUGCACAAAGUGCAGACAGAGGUUCUGCUGGGCCUGCCUCACCAGACUGCAGUCAGCUAGUGCAUUCGAACAUCCAUGCGAGCCACAACCUUAUGGAUACUCAUGACUAAAUGUAGACCUUCUGCUAUGUUUUCCACCAGCCACAAACAGAAUGGUGUUUGCAAAAUGUGCACUUUUGGUAUGCAUGCUACAGUGCAGACAGAGGUUCUGCUGGGCCUGCCUCACCAGACCACCUACAUGUGGUGCGCGUUCACACUUCAGUCAGUCCUCUGCUACUUUUCUACCAGCCUCAAAGGGAAUGGUUUCUUUAAAAUGUGCAUGUGUAAUGCUUAUUUCAAACGUGUUAGACUUUGAAUUGCACUUUUAUCAAGCUCUCUACAACAGAGCAGGUUCUGAUAAAGUAUGUAAUUUAAAAAAAGACAAAACACAUCUCAACACUAAACACACAAAACAAAAACUCCAUUAUUUUUCUACUGCCGGGCAAAUUAAGUAUCAUAGGCCCAAUUAAUUCCAAAAUAUAUGUUAGUAUCAGUGACUUCUAACGGGCCCAUGUGUCAUACUGUUAAACUGUUGUGCAAUAAGCAGAGGGUGCUAAAUAACAAUAGAAAAACAGCUUGGUCACACUCUGCGGUUACUUUAAGAUAUCCUCUUCUUUCUUUUUUUUUUAAAUAUUUAUUUUUGGGCUUUUUGUGCCUUUAAUUGUAGAGAUAGGACAGAGUCAGAAAUUAGGGAGAGAGAGAGAGUGGGGAAUGACAUGCAGGAAAGGAACCUGGGCCGCCUGCUUGGAAGACCACAGCCUCCGUACAUGGGGCGCACGCUCUAACCACUGCACCACCAGCGCCCCAUAUCCUCUUCUUUUUUUGUGUGAAGAAAUUCAGUUUUCAUUCAUUUCAAACAUCCUUUAAUUUUUCCAUUAUAUGAAAAACAAACAAGUGAAAUAUGUGUGAUAUGUGUGCAGCUCUGGAUGAUGAAUCAUCUAUAAGAGAAUAUUGCAAUGUGUGUGUUUUAUUUUGUAAAGUCAGAGCUUUUAUCCCAAAACCUAGCAGUCGAUUAAAGUUCUGUUUGACUCAGCUACCUGAUAUUCAUUUGAUGAAUUUGUUAAUUCUUUGUUCCCUUAAAUCAGUAAAAAGUGUAAAAAUGUCCAUCAGAAGUUCCCUGAGUCUGUGCUGCUGUCGUCAAACGGCUUGUUUUGUCAACCAAACUUUCUGAAAUACAAACAUAUUAACUCUAUCUACAAGAUAUAUUUUACAUUAUCAGCUGAGAUUUAUACGGAUUCUGUUGAAUUAUUAAAUAAUAAAGAAAUCAUUUGUUAAAGCAGCAGAGUCACUGAACUGUCUGACAUUUAGAUGCAUAUGAAAACUUUUGUUAAAAAUAAAUCUUACUUACAGCGUGUUGUUCAGGAGUUUUAUCUGUGCAAUGUACCUUUACCAUUUUAUUGUUAUAAAGAAUGUUAUAAGACCAAAGUGGGUUUUAAAACUAUCUUAAUAUAAAAUAUGAAUACAUUGUGACGUAUGUAUAAGAGGUUAAAUAAACUUCACAUGGGACUGUAAUGAAAGUGGCUUUGUGUGUUUUUACUUUACACUGUUUGUACAUAUUUAAUAUAUUUUACAAUUAACUUUUCAACUUUGUUGUUUUCUUUAUUUCUAUUAAAGUUUUGUAACAGAA
Messenger RNA from Labrus mixtus (cuckoo wrasse), 3519 nucleotides. RefSeq names its product E3 ubiquitin-protein ligase RNF14-like. Bases 233 to 1960 code for a protein of 575 amino acids. Gene Ontology annotation, biological process: positive regulation of proteasomal ubiquitin-dependent protein catabolic process; ubiquitin-dependent protein catabolic process; protein polyubiquitination. Gene Ontology annotation, cellular component: cytoplasm; ubiquitin ligase complex. Lineage: Eukaryota; Metazoa; Chordata; Actinopteri; Labriformes; Labridae. The record is from RefSeq and is a predicted model, not a curated record. Gene Ontology annotation, molecular function: ubiquitin conjugating enzyme binding; zinc ion binding; ubiquitin protein ligase activity. The transcript has 7 exons.